Molecule: messenger RNA, 2690 nt
Organism: Sciurus carolinensis (gray squirrel)
Lineage: Eukaryota; Metazoa; Chordata; Mammalia; Rodentia; Sciuridae
Gene: Phf10
Product: PHD finger protein 10
Exons: 10
Coding region: 65-1408 (447 amino acids)
Cellular component (GO): npBAF complex
Source: RefSeq, a predicted model, not a curated record
GGCGGCGGCGGCCGGGACCAGGCGGCGGCGGCGGCGGCGGCGGCGGCGCGGGGCGCUGGGGCUGAUGGCGGCGGCGGCCGGGCCCGGGGCGGCGCUGUCCCCGCGGCCGUGCGACAGCGACCCGGCCACUCCCGGCGCGCAGUCCCCGAAGGAUGAUAAUGAAGAUAAUUCCAAUGAUGGGACCCAACCAUCCAAAAGGAGGCGAAUGGGCUCGGGAGACAGCUCGAGGAGCUGUGAGACUUCAAGCCAGGACCUGGGCUUCAGUUACUAUCCAGCUGAAAAUCUGAUAGAGUACAAAUGGCCCCCUGAUGAAACCGGAGAGUACUACAUGCUUCAGGAGCAAGUCAGCGAGUACCUGGGCGUGACCUCCUUCAAGCGGAAAUAUCCAGAUUUAGAGAGACGAGAUCUGUCUCACAAGGAGAAGCUCUACCUGAGAGAGCUGAACGUCAUCACAGAGACUCAGUGCACCUUAGGUUUAACAGCAUUGCGCAGUGAUGAAGUGAUUGAUUUAAUGAUAAAAGAAUAUCCAGCCAAGCAUGCCGAAUAUUCCGUCAUUCUACAAGAGAAGGAACGUCAGCGAAUUACAGAUCAUUACAAAGAAUAUUCUCAAAUGCAACAACAGAACACUCAGAAAGUUGAAGCCAGCAAAGUGCCUGAGUACAUUAAGAAGGCUGCUAAAAAAGCAGCUGAGUUUAACAGCAACUUGAACCGGGAACGCAUGGAAGAAAGAAGAGCUUACUUUGACCUGCAGACGCACGUUAUCCAGGUUCCUCAAGGGAAGUACAGAGUAUUGCCGACAGAGCGGACAAAGGUCAGUUCUUACCCCGUGGCGCUCAUCCCCGGACAGUUCCAGGAGUAUUACAAGAGGUACUCGCCAGAUGAACUUCGGUACUUGCCACUGAACACAGCGCUGUACGAGCCCCCACUGGACCCUGAACUCCCUGCCCUGGAUAGUGACGGUGACUCGGAUGAUGCUGAAGAUGGUCGAGGUGACGAGAAACGGAAAAAUAAAGGCACCUCGGACAGCUCCUCGGGCAACGUGUCUGAAGGGGAGAGUCCCCCUGACAGCCAGGAGGACGCCUUCCAGGGAAGACAGAAGUCAAGAGACAAAGCUGCCACUCCAAGGAAAGAUGGCUCCAAGCGUUCUGUUCUGUCCAAGUCAGUUCCUGGGUACAAGCACAGGUACCAUGACCCAGAGAGACUUCUCAGUUUUGGCGGAUGGAGAGGCAGUGACAGAUGGGAUCACAGAAGUGCACUUAGAGCCGUCCUCACUGGGGUGCAGACACAGUGGGAAGGGUGUGCCAGGAGGGAAGGGCUCCGCAGAGGGCAGCUGCACUGCAGGACUCGAGUCGAGCAUGCGGUUCUCAUCCUUCUGUUGGGGGAGCAGGGUAUGAAAAUAUAUACGUAGGAGAUGUAGAAUAGUUAAUGGUGACAUUUUAUAUGUAUGUUUAACUUCCGUGAUAUUUAUUAUUUUGUAGAGACAUCUGUGAUUGUUUAGAGUUAUUGUUUUUAUCAUAUUUAUGUAUAAGGUUGACUUUUUAAAAUAAAUAAGCCAAAAAUUCUUUUUGAAUGCCUCUGUCAUCUUUUGCAAAGAAAGAUAACUAAAAAAAUAAAAACUGAAAAGAAUUAAGAGCAAAUUCUUCAGGCCUACCAGGAUUUGAAGGUGGCAAUGAGACAUUUCAAAGCUGGAAUAUGUUAUACAAAACUUGAGUUUUGUUUAGAUUACUCUUUGGUGCAGUAACUUAGGAAAAGGAUAUACCAGAUGGAUUUGGCAGUGCUGGAAUAAAGCAGAAAUGUGACAAUUCUACCUGAAACGGUCUCUUUUCCUGCCCCAUUUCCGUCUUGGGCCCCACUUCUCUUCCCCUCCUGCCAGUUUUUGUGCAUGAGUACAGCCUGGCCCUAUAGUCACGGCCGUGCUGCUCAGGGCCCUCCGGUCCUCAUGGUUUCACCUGAAGGGAACCCCUUUCCCUUUGUUCUUUCCCAUUUGAUGCCAAAUAGCGUUUAAAGCCCAGGUGCUGUGCGUGUUUUUAGUCUGAGAGAUGAGAGCUCACCAGAUAUGAGUAUGUGUGUUUCUUAGGUGACAACUUUUCCGCUUAUCUGAAACCGUGUCCUUCUGUUCUAGGCCUCAGAGCAAAUGCUCUUGUCUGUUAGCAUCAGCUCUUCUAAUUAUUAAAUAUGCAGAGAAUGAUCACAACUGUUUUCCACAGACAUUUAUGCAUAUGGUCAUGUUUGAGACAUCUUUCAACUAAAAAUGUUAAAAUAUAUAUAUAUUUUUUUAAAUAUCAAGUUAAACUUUGGUAAUGCCAGAUAUUUAAACAGCCAGUACAUAAAUUGCUUAAAACUCAGAUUAAUUUUCACGUAUUGGUCAUUUGGUGACGGGAAUUUUCUCUUCCUUUUAAUAGUGACAUUUGACUUUGUGUUUUGUUUUUCCUUCCAGUUCAUUAUACAGACAGUACUGUGUACGUCUUAAGUGAAGGCUGCUACAUUUAAUCUUAACACGAGAUUGUGCUGUUUACUAAAUAUUAAAUGAAUUCUAAGGCUUCAUCAAUACGCUGUUUUCUGUUCUGAGCAGACUCAUGCCCAGUGAUGUCUUUCACAAGGUCCUCAAUAGCAAGUUCCCAAAAGUAAAGAUAAGGCGAUAAAGUAGCAGUCCCCUGAGCCCACAGUAAGCUCCUGCAUGCAUUUACAGU